AUGCUCAUCGUAGCGGGAAGAAUGGGUGGUAGUAGCAGGAGCCGCCCUCUGACCAAUCCACCUGAUGGAGGAGUACCUAUGUCAUUAAUCUCCUCCACAGACUUCGUUUCCUCUUCUUCCUUUUCAUCCCGCAUCCUCUUCAACAACUACAGUCGCACCUUUUCUUGGUCAUUCCCAGCGAUACGGGCCGCGAACUUCAUCGGAAGACAGCUCCUCAACUUCACAAUGGCGGGCUCCGGUGAUCCUCCGCAUGGCCCUGCCGACUUUUCCGUGGGGAGUCGAUGUCCCAGAUUCCAGGAACCGAACGGCUACCUCGUGGCACCUUUCCUCAGGCGUGGAUGCAAUCGAGUUCUCACAACUCCGACUGCAAACAGGACUUUUCAAAAUCGGUAUUUGGUUGGAAUGAGCUCACAAGGGUACCCGGCACUGAUGCGCCUCCAUUCUCGAAAGAAGAACGACAUCACAACUGACGACCUCAAACCUAACUUCAAUUCGUGUGUCUUGACAUCCGUGCCACGGUCAGCUACGUUGUACUACACCACCCGUUGGAUCCCACUCAACACUCCUUUCGGGGUUGACCGCCUUGGAGACGUGAAGCGCGCAAUCGCUGGAAGGGCCUUCAAGCUGCAGGACUCGAACAUCAACACGGAAGAGGAGUACAGCCGAGAGGUUGCCGCUACAAAAUCUUUGAACCUCGACGGCCUCGAAGUCAAGCCUGGCCCUCACCCUUUGGACAGUGUGAAAGCAGUCGAUGACUUCCAGAAUGCCAACCCGACAACCUAUAUCACGCGAAUCCAGACCAUCUACGCGGCGCUGGUGUACUUUUGGAUUGUGAGCGACGACUCCAAGCGACUAGAGGCAGGUCGCCAAGCUUCCUGUCCACUUCCUCACGUCAAAAUGGGUCCUUUUAUUACUUACUUUCCAACCUACCUCAAGUUUCACGAGCUGUUCCGACUUGGGGCUUACUGCCACCCAUUUGACCUCAUCGAUGAGUUCUACCGUCGGGACCAAGGGACUCACUCGGACUAUACCGUGAAGGGAGAUUCCUGGGACACAGCAUUUGAGGAUUUGAAGACCUUUGAAGAUGGUCCUUUCGCCUUUUUGAGUCCUGCAAUGCAGGAAGGGUCCGCCCUUGCCGGCCCAUUCCUACCCAUCGACUGGACUCUGCACGAAGUACACCAUUACAUGGGCUUGGCUCAAUUUGGGGUAUCGGACUACCUGGAAUGCCCGCAACGCCAGCCUCUUCAGCCCCAGUCGACUUUCGCGAGUGUCAACUCUCCACCAAACAUCGCCAGUGGCAUGACUACGAUGAUGCAUUCACAUAUGCCCGACAGUUGGCUCUCUGUUUCGUCUGAUCUCAAUCGAAAUACCCUCGCCGGGAUCCUUUCUGGCACUACUUCCACCAUCCCCAUCCGUCAUAUUGGGGUCAAAUUGGGAAACUCUACGGUCAAUGCCAACCCAGGAUGGACGUCGCAUCUUCCAGGCAAAGAAGGUCUUCUUUGCCGAGUGGGACAUGUUCAUGUGAUAUCCAACUUCAACGUGAGCCCGAAUAGGAUUGCUGGCGACAGAGCUCGAUUUACCCAAAAAACCGGCAGCUCUCUAAGCUCGAAGUUCCUUACCAGCUGGAACACUGUCGUCUCGUUUGGGAGCCCCAUUGAACAUCCAGAUUUUCUCUCUUCCCCAACUUCCAUGCCUUGGCGAGACAUCAAAAUGAAGGUUGACUCCAUUGAGGCUCGAACUCGGGCUUUAAUUGCGGAAAAGUCUUGCGAAGUUGAUGCCACCAGCUCGAAGGUUCAUUCUCUAGAAAAGAACGCGAAAAGUCUCCAAAAGAGCAACAAGGGUCUCGGAAAAGAAAACAGGCCUCUCGAGAGGGACAAAAGGUCUCUUGAAAACAGGCUCCGGAUGUUAAACCCUCAACUCAAGUCACACCGUGUUGCUUGUCGUACGGAAAUGGAAGCAACAGUCGAUAAAUUUCAGUCUCUGGCGGACCGACGCUUGGCGGAAAUCGGAGUACCUACAGCGGAACCUGCUCGAGCUGUACCUCUAGAUUUGAACAGCGGGACCUCGACCGCACCCUCAGCUGGAGAAGUAGGCAGCCGAGGUCUACGAGAGCAACUUGCUGAUACAGAAAGGCAGCUGUCCCUGAGCACCACCAAAAUCAAGACACUGGAAGAACAAACAAAGGAGCUGAAGGAGAGGCUUGUUCAAGCGCAUAGGGCUCAUCUUGAGACUCAAAUUGUCACUCAGUCCAUCGACGACCUUAAGGAAGAAAAGGCUUCUCUCAAUGAAUCCAUUAAGAAGAAACAGAACAAGAUUUUGGAGAUGGGAAUGGAGAUCCGAGACUUUAGCGACCGUCAAUAUCAGGGUCAGCUUUUGGAACGCCUUCAGAACGAGUUGGAGAAGGCUCGGGUGCUUAUGAGUGAGAAUGUUGAGUUACGCGACAACCCGGAAGUCCUUGAGGCAGAAAUCGGCUCCGCCAGCGAAAAUGAAGUUUCCGAUGAACUCAAUCUUAGAGUCAGCGGAGAGGAUCUUCUCAACAAGUUGAACGAAAUGAGCCGAUCGAGCCUAAAGCGGAAGGUUGAACAUGACCUCUUUCAUGACAGUGGCUCCAACAAGAGAAUGCGGCCAUCAACUGAAGUCGACUACUCCAGCUUCGAAGACCCAAGCCUCAAGGGAAUAACCCAGUACAACUCCAUUACCCACAAUGAGGUCCUUCGGAUUGCUGGAACUGGGGGCCUCAUCAACCCAAUGCAUUUUGACGUCACAAAGACCGGUACCAUUGCUCUGACCAAACUCGGGUUGGAGAGAGCAAAUCUCUUUGCCACCUUCAAAUCGCAACCCGACUUGAUUCGACGCUGGACAGAGAAAAAGGCAACUGAAAUCUCCAACAAGGUCCGGAAACUGAUGGACAAGUCCGGCUUUUUCACUUGUGGGCACAUUGCUCUUCUUGAGCUCAAAAAGGGGCUUCAAGAUGGAGGAGAGAUGGACCCUGGGAGCCUGGUUGAUGCACUGAAUGAGAUGAGCGCCCGGACACUCCAUAUGCGUGAGCAGUUAGCGGAGUACAUUUCAGAGUUCCAGAUUGGACUCGAAGCUGAAUGGACCGAGGAAAACACCAGGAAGCUGAAGCCGUUCCUCAUAUCUCUGUAUUCGACAUACGACGAUCGCCAACUUGGGUUCAACACGAAGUUUCUUCUGGCAGAUAUGAGGAUUGGUGCUCCCAGGGAUAGAAUGCUCCAGCAUAUUCAGCGUAUUGCCAAUUCCUAUCACAGCUUGGUGUGCGUGUCAGAAUAUGUUAGGAUGGAAUCUCGAAUCCCAGGGCACUACCUGGUGCCAACUGCACCAUGGGAGAGUGUUGCAGGCGAUGGAGAUGAAGAGUUCAGAACUGAGUCCCGGGAAUAA
This is a messenger RNA of Ilyonectria robusta, 3399 nucleotides long. RefSeq lists its product as uncharacterized. The coding region runs from base 1 to 3399 and encodes 1132 amino acids. The transcript is spliced from 7 exons. NCBI's taxonomy places the organism in Eukaryota, Fungi, Ascomycota, Sordariomycetes, Hypocreales, Nectriaceae. The record is from RefSeq and is a predicted model, not a curated record.